AUGACCGCCGUGCCCCAACCUUUUGCGCAGGCGCCGACGCCGACGUCGGCACUGCUGAUGCCUGUCGCCGAAGCUCCACCACCACUGCCUCCCAAGGAUACCAGCGGCGCCGCACUGCUUGACAGCAGCAUUGACGCCCGGCGCAGCAUGACGGCCGACCCGUCCACUCCGCCGGGCUUGGGCGCGGCGACUACCCCGACAGCUACCCUGCCGCCCAACGCCAACGUCCAUGCCAACACCCUCGCCGAGCCGACGCUUGCCCUGCCGCAAUCGCAAUCACUACUGUACCCUCACCAACAACAACAUCAUCCCAAUCUCACAUCGCGCCUCAGCGCGCUCUUCCACGCCGGACCAGGACAACACGCGGUGCCCGCCAUGUCCAGCACGACGGUGCCCGACUCGCCAGGCCCCGUCGUACCCGGAGUGGACGGUCUGGACAUGGUGACCUUCAAGGACCGGAACGCACUCAAGGUUCUCGUCGUUACGUGGAACAUGGGCGAUGCCUUGCCCAAAGGCGAUUUGAGUGUCCUCCUCGGCGACGUCCCGACAUACGUAGCGGAUGAGUACCAGGCCGAUCCAUCGUCGGGUCUGCCUCUGCUUCCUAUCGAGAACGUGCACCCCUACCACGUUAUCGUGUUCGCCGCGCAGGAAUGUCCCACGCCCAGCGGUGUUCCCCGCGGUCUCGGCGCCGGACUUAUGAAGGGCAAGGGCGUUGGUUUGCAGUGGAACGACCAAGCGAUCAAGAAGGAAGGAGUCGGAGCCAAAGAGGGGUCCAAGGAGGUGUUGAAGGACGCCAAGGAAGGAGACAAGGACGAGAAGAAGAGGGAAGGGACGGGCGACGAGGUCACGAGACCCAAGCCGCUACGACAAGAUUCUGAAAAAGACUUGCGACAGAACAGCAAGGAGGGCAAGGUGACUGGCGUCCUUGACAGUCUCAAGGUCAAGGAGGGUCUCAAGGAGAGCUUGAAGCAGAGUCUCGGGACGCUGGACACACUCGGCCUCACGGACAGGAAGGACGACAAUGGAAGCCCCGCUCCCUUGAGCGACCGCAAAAAGCUCGAACGGCUCCGCGAGACGUAUGACAUGGGAUCGAGCUCGCCUAUCCGUAUGACCUCGCCACUGUCGGAUGAGCGCCUGUUCUCACCCGCUACAGUGGAGCACAGGGUGCCAGCAGGACCCAAGGGCUGGAGUGCGAUGCUCGAAGAAUGGCUCUGUGCUGGACCUCCAAGACCCGCAACACCAGAAACCUCGCCCGGCUCAUCUGAUCAGACCCCUGCCGCCCCUACCUCCCCCAGCAAGCAGCCCAAGCCCUUACACAAGACGUCGGGCGGCUCCAAGCCGAUCGGCAUCCCCAUGCCCCCGGUCGCGGCGCUGGUGACCCCCUCACCCAUCCACACAAUGCACGCGCGUGCCACGCCCGUGGCCCGCUCGUUUGAGCCGAGCAGCAUUGCCACCAACAGCGUGUUCGGGACCAGUGCGGCAACAGACUCCUCCUUUGGCGCACCGUCCGCUGCACCACCCGGUACCAGUGUGAUGAGCAGCAAUGGCGGCUUCCUCGCCCCGCCCGCCGACUUUAACCAUCCGGGUCUGACGAGGUCGCUGAGCCAGCGGAGUAUCACCCGCUCACCGAGCGACCAAGGGCUCGAAUUGCCCGCCCCUCCGAAGUGCAUCCGCGAGCCUGGUGCAGGCCCAUACGUCAAUGUUGCCAAGGAGCGUCUUUUGGGCCUUUACAUGAGCGUGUUUGUGCACAAGGGGUGCGAGAACCUGGUGAGAGGCGUGGACAAGGACUUUGUCACUACUGGUCUCGCCGGCGGCCGGUUUGGCAACAAGGGCGGAAUUGGUAUCAGUCUCCAUCUGGGCGAGAAACGACUUCUCUUCAUCAACGCACAUCUCGCAGCGCACACGGACAGGAAUGAUGCUCGCCUUGCCAACAUUGCAAAGAUCAAGGGUUCGCUCGACCUCAACUGCUUCCUGCCGGCCGAGGACCCACGCGCGACCAUGCCAGAUCUGACCGACCGGUUCGACAGCAGCUUCUGGUGUGGUGACCUCAACUUCCGCGUGGACAUUACGCGACAGCACGCCGAUUGGCUCUUGAAACAGAACAAGUACCAAGAAGCUCUGGCUUGGGACCAGCUGCGUAAAGCAAUGGAGGACCCGCGCCACACACCCUUGCCAGGCUUUUACGAGGCUCCCAUCACGUUCAUGCCUACGUUCAAGUACGACGUGUGGAAGUCUGUGCGCGCUACGAACCGCGACAUGCGUCGGUCCAUCCGUCGCCGCAAGGCUGUGGACCGGCACGAACGGUCGUCGUCGGAGAUCAACCCAGCCACCUUGCAAGGUGUGCCCGAGGGAGCCGAGUGCGACUUGCUAGAAGAACCAGAGUAUUCGGGUUCCGACGUCGGCGACGUGACCCAUGACCAUGGAGCACCGCCGUGCAUGCCGGGCGUCUCACCCGAGAUGGGGACAAACGAACUGCCACAACAUGAAAUGUUCCCUGACGCAGAGUCGGUUCGCUCCAGCGUGUACCUCGACGAUCCACCCUUUUCGCAGGACGGAGGCGACGAGCUUGCACCCAGCGGUCAAAGUAUCCGGUCGACCGCUUCUGCCAGUGCCCUGCGGUCACCGGCCUCGACAGCAACCGUGGCCACGACUGGGACAGGAGUUAGCACUGGCCGUCCCAAGCCCUCACUGAAGGAGAAGAGCAGGAAACUGCUCAACAUUCUGAGACUGGGCAAUGGGCGACCACUGUCGCGCUCUGCCCCACGGACUGGGACGCCGGCGGAUUCUGCCCGACGCACAUCUACAUCAUCGUUCCGGUCGUUUGUGUUGUCCGAGGACGGUGUGUCGACCGUUCUGAGCGACGAUGCGACCCCGCCUGUCCAUCCCCUCGACGAUCCCUUGGGCGCUGUUGUGGGGCUGGGGCUCGGCGAAGGUAGCCCACAAGGUGUAACCAAUGUUGCCAACGGCCACGCGCACUUUGUUCCCGGGGCCGACGCCAACGGCCACACCCAUGUCCCCGGCUCUCACCCGCACCACCUGAUGCCGGGUGCUCCAAACGGCAGUGCACUGGGUACGUCUGUGAAAAGCGAGCACAGCGGCGGCGGCCACGCCCGUCGACCGUCGUCGUCGUCUGUCCGCCUUCUUUCAUCCCCACCGCGACGCCACAUUUCCCUCCGCCGCCGCAGCCCAUCUAUGCGGAGCAACCACACUGAGAACGAAGAGGCGGACGACUUUGACGACACCAAAGACAACCGCGUGGGCGUGUACGAUUCGAGCAAGAAGCAACGAAUCCCCAGCUGGUGUGACCGUGUACUGUUCAAGAGUCACAUUAUCCCCGACGACGACGUGAUUCUGGACGAGGACGACGAGGACGACGAUGAUGACUCGUCAAGGGGCAACGGACGGUUGUAUCGCCUGACACAUGUGUUUUCCAACUUUGGGUCAACACUCCGCAAGCGGUCAAUGACAUGGGACGAGUCGUUGCCGCGACCCGACCUGCCCCCAGCACCAGACACGCCACCCACUGCACCACCCACAUCCGUCCUCAUCAAUCCCGACUCGGUGCCCCCCACGCCCGUCCCCAACGCGCGCGCAACGUUUGUCAGCGAAUCGCCAGACCGGAUCCCCAACUAUGGUCCACUCAAUAACGGCGGCGACUCACUAUCCCAGUCUCCCCCCGGCCCGGCCGCGAGCCAGUUCCCCAACCGGUCCCGCAGCGUCACCUUUGACGGCCCCCAGCCGAGCACGCCGCAGCGCACGCCCAUCGAGGGCAACAACGACGUCCCCUCGCCGCUCAUGAGGCCACGCGUGGGCACCAGCGUCUCGAUUGAUUCCGCCGCAUCACGAUCGCCCACGGCAGCCACGGGCACCAGUCCGUCGGCAACCAGCGUGCUCGGCUUGAACCGCCGCGUCUCGUCUGCCAGCCGCCGAGGCUCCGUGUCGUCGCGCCGGGGAUCUAUCGGGUCGCGCAGGAAGAGCGCCGACCCGGCCCACCCAACGGCAUACAUGCCCCAGCUGACCCACGCGCGCACCACCGGCCACUCGCUCGACGACUACCACCAGCACCGGUUCACCGACCCGAACCUGCACGCUGUCCCGACCGGCCCGCGCGCGCAGGGCUCGGGCUUGUUCUCCAAGCUGCUCCGCAACCUGCCUGGAAAGCUGGCCUCGCGCGUGUCCCUCUUCCACGGCAGCGACGCGGGCCACGGCGCCGACGGCGGGGACCUCCUCGCGCCGCGCAGGCACCUCGCAGGCGAAGUGCGCGUGCUGCACUACGGCACGAUCGACGACGCGGGCAUGCGGCAGUUGGAGGGACGGAGUGAUCACCGUCCAGCGAUUUUCGCGGCUGCAGUGUAUGUGUGA
Apiotrichum porosum is the source of this 4362-nucleotide messenger RNA. RefSeq lists its product as uncharacterized. Lineage: Eukaryota; Fungi; Basidiomycota; Tremellomycetes; Trichosporonales; Trichosporonaceae. Gene Ontology annotation, molecular function: phosphatidylinositol-4,5-bisphosphate 5-phosphatase activity. Gene Ontology annotation, biological process: phosphatidylinositol dephosphorylation. The record is from RefSeq and is a predicted model, not a curated record. The transcript is spliced from 4 exons. The coding region runs from base 1 to 4362 and encodes 1453 amino acids.